AUGACGGACUCUUUGACCACUUUUCUCAUGCAGUCCGGUGGGUCGUCGGGCCAACGGGCUAUACAGUCUAGCAUUGUGGCGGUUGCCAGCGCCAUGCUCUCGCGCGUUCAGAACGUCACAUCACUGAGACAGACAGCGCGUCAAGAGUAUGGCUCUGCGCUCAAGAUGGUCAACGAGGCGCUGGCUAAUACUGACGAGGCCAAGACAAACCAAACUCUUGGCGCAGUCGUGCUUUUGUCUCUAUACGAAAUCGUCAUAUCGAGGGCUCCGCAGGGUAUUGAGAGCUGGACAAACCAUAUUUCUGGAGCUGCAGCUCUACUAGAAUACCGGGGACUUGGACAGCUGCUGACGGAGGCUGGAGUUCGGCUGUUCUUGCAUUUAAGAUAUCAGAUCAUCAUAAGUUGCCUGCAGCGCGACGUACGGGUACCCGGCUCUCUACUGGAGACUGCUAAGCUUGAUAUGAUCCCCCAAGUGAAGGACGCCCUUGGUAAUAAGCUGAUUACUAUCAUCGGCAAUCUGGCAAAUCUACGUGCAGAUAUCCACACAACAGCGAACAGCAAUCCCCAAGAAGUUCUUACUGCGGCUUGUGCCAUCGAAGCAGACCUCAUCGCCUGGUUGGUUACCCUACCACCAGACUUCACAUACAGCAGCCAUACAUUAAUGCCACUAGACCGCGCCUUUGAACGCCGGUGCCACGGAAUUCGACCCUUGAACAACGAAUACCACCUCUACCCUGACAUCUGGGCGCCAAGUUGCUGGAACCAUUACCGCUGCGCGCGCAUCUUAGUCAGCGAAAUUAUAUUAUCGCAUGCCCACAAGCUGUCUAACGGCUCGGCUACUUCCUUAUCUGAAGACUUUCGCUUGCACUGCAAGUCACUGCGCUCAACCAUCCGUCGCUUAGGUGCCGACAUCUGUCGCAGUGUACCCUUUCACCUUGGUGCUUGUAACUCCGAAGUUCUACCAGAAACACCUAUUCUUCCUCCGGAGAGCUACUUGGGUGGCCUCAUGCUACUCUGGCCAUUAUUCAUUGCUGGUAUAAUCGAAGGGCCGAAACAUCCGCAACGCCGAUGGGUAAUACAGUGUCUUAAAACGAUAGGACACUCGUGGGGGCUGGACCAGGCACUGGCAGAAAUGGACCUCCUCACUGUAGACCCGGGAAUGUUUUGUUCAGCGGAAAGGUAUGGUGAGGCAGCUGAUGUAAUGUCUGGAUUGUCGGGAGUGCUUCAAUUUUCUAUCUUCCAUGUGCCGUAUUAUGGUCUAUCUGCUUUGAAAGAGUAUCAAGCGAUUCGUGCGUCCUCGGCUUGA
This is a messenger RNA of Penicillium canescens, 1305 nucleotides long. RefSeq lists its product as uncharacterized. Lineage: Eukaryota; Fungi; Ascomycota; Eurotiomycetes; Eurotiales; Aspergillaceae. The transcript is spliced from 3 exons. The record is from RefSeq and is a predicted model, not a curated record. The coding region runs from base 1 to 1305 and encodes 434 amino acids.